AUGGACGAAGAGAGCGAGUUACUAAAAUCAGGUGAUGAUGAGUUGAUAAAAUGUUAUAUGAAACAAAUAAAUGCUUGGAAAUUAGUGGCCCAAUCUAUUCAAUAUUGCGUAACAUUCACCCCUUACGUAACGUUAUUGUUCUUGCAAAUUCUGGCCUAUACUCAUGUAGCAAAUGAAAUCAUAAUACAGAGUACUGCUAUAGCUACAGCUGCUUACGACAGUGAAUGGUAUCAUUUCAACGAUGAAUACAAGAAACGAUUAUUAUUUUUGAUAAUCAGAGCUCAAAAGCCAUUGUCAAUGAACAUCGGAUCUUUUGGUCCUAUGACCAAAGAAACAGCGUUAUUUAUGAUAAGAGCUGUGUAUUCAUACAUUGCUUUUUUCAAUAAUUCAGAUUGAGGACUUGGAUCUGCAAAGAAGAUGAGUGAAAUUAUAUAUCUACACUACACUUUACACUUCGAUAAUAAAGAAGUUGCUA
Molecule: messenger RNA, 475 nt
Organism: Sitophilus oryzae (rice weevil)
Lineage: Eukaryota; Metazoa; Arthropoda; Insecta; Coleoptera; Curculionidae
Product: odorant receptor 30a-like
Exons: 4
Coding region: 1-396 (131 amino acids)
Biological process (GO): detection of chemical stimulus involved in sensory perception of smell; sensory perception of smell
Cellular component (GO): plasma membrane
Molecular function (GO): olfactory receptor activity; odorant binding
Source: RefSeq, a predicted model, not a curated record